GAAGAAAGAGAAGAAGAAGAGGAACGGAGAAUCUGCCAUGGCUUCACCAAGCAAACGUCGAGAGAUGGAUAUGAUGAAAUUGAUGAUGAGUGAUUACAAGGUGGAUACAAUCAACGACGAUUUGCAAAUGUUCUAUGUCACAUUCCAUGGACCCACUGACAGUCUUUAUCAGGGAGGUGUAUGGAAGAUUAAAGUCGAACUUCCCGAAGCUUAUCCAUACAAAUCUCCAUCUGUAGGAUUUGUUAACAAGAUUUAUCACCCUAAUGUCGAUGAAUCUUCUGGUGCAGUUUGCUUAGAUGUUAUAAACCAGACAUGGAGCCCAAUGUUUGAUCUUAUAAACGUUUUCGAAUCCUUCCUUCCGCAACUGCUUCUGUAUCCAAACCCAUCAGAUCCGUUUAAUGGAGAAGCUGCUUCUCUGUUGAUGCGAGACCGUGCAGCCUACGAGCUGAAAGUGAAAGAAUAUUGUGAGAAAUAUGCAAAACCCGAGAAGGAGAAUUUAAGUGAUGAUGAUGAGGAGGAUGACGAUAGCAUGAGCGAAGAUGGCUCGGACUCUGAUGAUGAUGACGAUGAAAUCGUUGGAAAAGCCGACCCAUGACUGUUACAAAUCAAUCUUUCUUUGCACUUUCAUUAGUCCAUCUUCAAAUUUAAACCAUUAAUGCUCAUUGCAAAGAGGAGAGAAACUUUCCUCUGUAAAUUUGUAAAGACUUAUUAUUCUUUAGGCCUACUGAAAUUUCUUUUUAAAACAGUAGAUAAAAUGUAACAAUUUGC
Molecule: messenger RNA, 768 nt
Organism: Arabidopsis arenosa
Lineage: Eukaryota; Viridiplantae; Streptophyta; Magnoliopsida; Brassicales; Brassicaceae
Source: the annotation of a GenBank genome assembly